Symbiodinium sp. CCMP2592 is the source of this 1416-nucleotide messenger RNA. Lineage: Eukaryota; Dinophyceae; Suessiales; Symbiodiniaceae. The record is from the annotation of a GenBank genome assembly.
AUGGGUGAAUUCUUGGGCGAGCGAACCUGUGAUUGGCAACACAUGAACUGGGUUGUGUUGUUGAUUGUUUGCGAUGAAUCGACUGCUUGGACAGUAUUGACCCGUGCGGACCUAUGGCUCAAGACGAAGAGACGUUCUGCCGAGCUCCCCCGGAAGCUUGCCAUCACGAUCCCGCCAUGGAAGGCCGGCGGGGCCGGGGCGGUGCCGGAGACGAUGCUGUUGGUCCCCUUGUUGCCCUGCUGGCAGGAGAUGGUCCACGUCGUCGUCCCAUGUGAGGGCCUAAAUGGUGUCUGGCAUUGUCUGGCAGUCUUCGGCGCUGAGCUGAGGAGCGGCGACGACGGGCCGGCAGAUGAGCCAAGACCGUAUCAAGUGUCUUCGAAGCAGCUGCAGAAGCGUGUCGUGAAGUCGGCAGAUGGGGGAGCUAAGCACAGCUUGGAGUUGGCAUCGGACGGCGAGCGCAGCGUGCUCAGCCAGGAGGGAGCUGCGCUCGUUGGCACCGAUGUCUGGGUCGUUGGCAUAGACACGGCUGGGUCAGUGGUUUUCGGCCCCUCGCAGAGUCCGCGAAAGAAGCCAAUACAUUUGAGAUCCCGAUUCAGAAGCAGCAUUUGGAAAGUUGCAGUCGGUUCCAUGCGCCUUCUUUGUCUUCCAGUGUUCAGUUGGGGCUGCAACGACGAUAGGCCGCUGGGCAGAGCUCCUUCCGAUGAUUCGAACAGUGGCCCGUCGGAUGUGGGAACUCAUUUAACGACAAUGGCGUGUGGAGUCGCAGUUCGCCAUCUUGCGGAGACCGCUGUAGCUGAAAAUAGCUUUGCGGGCUUCGCGAGCUUGGAUGAUUGCAAGUCGAAGUGCAACACCCGCUCUUUGCAUUGGGAUGGAAGCAACCGCGAUGGUUCCUGCUUCUCCUUUCAGAAAAAGGGCUGCGAGAGGGGUGAGGUCCAACUUUGGAUCAAUGUCGGCUUCGAUCCUGGCUUUAAGGUUCCUCUUAGCGCUCCCAGCGCGGCGGGCGAUGAGGAAGGGUUUGUUGAAGUGCCGGUCAGUGAGGUGGAUUUCUUGCACUCCGUUAUGGCUGAGAUUUUGAAUAGUUUGGACCCAGGCUGCCAAGCAUGUGGCCGAGUCAUCAAUUGCAAGCAGUUCACUUUGGUCCCUGCCAGUGAGGUGGCACUGUUGCACGACAUCAUGGGAGAGGUUCUUCAGAGCUUCGAUCCUGGCUUUAAGGUUCCUCUUAGCGCUCCCAGCGCGGCGGGCGAUGAGGAAGGGUUUGUUGAAGUGCCGGUCAGUGAGGUGGAUUUCUUGCACUCCGUUAUGGCUGAGAUUUUGAAUAGUUUGGACCCAGGCUGCCAAGCAUGUGGCCGAGUCAUCAAUUGCAAGCAGUUCACUUUGGUCCCUGCCAGUAAGUCGAUUGACGAGAUGCCGGCUUAA